CUUCGUGUACGAAUACAUCGAUAAUGCUUUCCAGAGUCUGCCAAAGGAGCAAAGUCGUCGAAAGUGCUGUCUCAGGACCGCUUCUUCAAGCACGGUACUCUUCUAAUGUCGUGCAAGAGCACGAUGUGAUCCUCUUGCGCCAAAAAGGGCCGAAGAGGUUCUCGAGACGUAGCAUCUCUCCUCCCAUACAUCCGGAAUCUACGAUCAAAAUUGGCUACGGGGCGACAGUGCAGGGGUCAGAUAUCAUUGGGAAGAGUCUACCCAACUCCGUGACCGACAGCAAAGGCAAGAACGUACGACUCCACGAGCUGUCACUCGCCCAAUACGUGACGAACAGUCCACGCGUCGCGACACCGAUCUACCCGCAAGAUGCGACCCUAAUCGUGUCUAUGCUAGACCUGAAUCUCCCCGUCCCCGGGGAAGAUCCCGUGGCCGAUGCGGGACCUCCCGUCGAGAUAUUCGAGGCCGGUACGGGCAUGGGGUGCCUCACACUCCACUUGGCAAGGGCCAUCCACGGCGCCAACCCAGCGGUCCCCCCGGAGCUGCGGGAAGCACUCUGUGCCGCACCCUACGCCAAAGGCCGGUUACUUCGAGAAACGGCCACCGACGCGUCCCCGGACCUGGGAUCAAUGCCGCACGGGCUGGACCUCCCUUCGCCAGACCUCCAAUCCCAGCUCGAGACGCACCUCGCCGGCCGCCGCGCCAUCAUCCAGACCCUCGACAUCAACCCGUCCACGAGCCGCCAGGCGCACGGCGUGAUCCGGAAUUUCCGCCGCGCCCAGUACCUGCUCGACAUCGACUUCCACGUCAGCACGAUCCGGUCGUACCUGGCGCCCCGCCUUGCCCAGAGCGGGGGCGAGCCGUUCCUGGCGCACGCCAUCCUCGACCUGCCCUCGGCGACCGAGCACGCGGACCUGGCGAUCCGGGCCCUGCGGCCGGACGGGAAGCUGAUCGUGUUUACCCCUUCGAUCACGCAGGCCAUCGAGGCGGUCGUGUGGGCCGAGGAGUCGACCCAGCCGGUGUACAUGGACCGCGUGAUCGAGCUGCCGGAGUCGACCUGGGCGGAAGGGUUCCACGACAGCGUGGGAGGACGGGAGUGGGAUAUCCGUAGCGUGAUGCCGCGGAAGUAUGCUCGCAAGAGCAGCGGGGCUGGAGAGGAUGAUGACGGCGGCGGCGGUGAAGGGGGGGCAGGGGGGGCAGGGCCGGGAGAUGAGCAAGCUGGGUCGGCAGAGGUCGAGAAGUCGAAGAAGGGCAUGGUUUGCCGGCCCAAAGUAGGGAACAUUGUGGGUGGUGGAGGUUUCCUUACCGUUUUCACUCGCAGAAUGGCACGCCAGGAAUUCGACCAGAGCCCCCCGGAGGAGUCGCCUGCUAGCAAGGGCGCAGAUGAUUCCCUAGACAUGGAAGUACGGAGCGGAGCGGCCUGA
This is a messenger RNA of Sodiomyces alkalinus F11, 1424 nucleotides long. Its product is annotated as adenine-N(1)--methyltransferase. Gene Ontology annotation, biological process: tRNA methylation. The coding region runs from base 24 to 1424 and encodes 466 amino acids. The record is from RefSeq and is a predicted model, not a curated record. NCBI's taxonomy places the organism in Eukaryota, Fungi, Ascomycota, Sordariomycetes, Glomerellales, Plectosphaerellaceae. The transcript is spliced from 3 exons. Gene Ontology annotation, cellular component: tRNA (m1A) methyltransferase complex.